Messenger RNA from Sinocyclocheilus grahami, 519 nucleotides. Its product is annotated as formin-like. Gene Ontology annotation, molecular function: microtubule binding; actin filament binding. The annotation marks the transcript as partial. The transcript is spliced from 5 exons. Lineage: Eukaryota; Metazoa; Chordata; Actinopteri; Cypriniformes; Cyprinidae. Gene Ontology annotation, biological process: cortical actin cytoskeleton organization; actin nucleation. Gene Ontology annotation, cellular component: cytoplasm; actin filament; cytoskeleton. The record is from RefSeq and is a predicted model, not a curated record.
AAUCCUGGCGUGUGUUUUCUGUAUGUUGCAGCUGUUCUGACGGUGGAUCAUUCUGUGGUGGAUCUGGAGACCGUCGAAGCUUUAUAUGAGAACAGAGCGCAGCCUGAGGAACUGGAGAAGAUCAGGAAACAUUACGAGACGUCUAAAGAAGACGAGGUGAAGCUCCUGGAUAAACCGGAACAAUUCCUGUACGAACUCUCCCAGAUUCCCGACUUCGCUCGCCGCGCGCACUGCAUCAUAUUCCAGUCUGUGUUCGUGGACUCCAUAUCGUGCGUCCAUCGGAAAGUGGAGAUCAUCUCUGCUGUGAGCAAGGCUUUUCUUGAGAAUGACAGCGUGAAGGACGUGAUCGGCCUCAUCUUGGCCUUCGGAAACUACAUGAACGGUGGAAACCGGACCAGAGGACAGGCAGACGGGUUCGGACUGGAGAUUCUGCCUAAACUAAAAGAUGUCAAGAGCAGGGACAAUCGGAUAAGUCUGGUGGAUUAUGUGGUGUCGUACUACCUGCGAAACAUGGACGAG